Molecule: messenger RNA, 2841 nt
Organism: Austrofundulus limnaeus
Lineage: Eukaryota; Metazoa; Chordata; Actinopteri; Cyprinodontiformes; Rivulidae
Gene: bpgm
Product: 2,3-bisphosphoglycerate mutase
Exons: 3
Coding region: 1163-1939 (258 amino acids)
Biological process (GO): glycolytic process
Molecular function (GO): intramolecular phosphotransferase activity
Source: RefSeq, a predicted model, not a curated record
UAAAAAAAAAAGUUUCUGACAUUUGCUUGAUUUCCUGUCUUUGUUGCAUGCAUGUGUGCAAAAAUAAACAUUUCAGUAUUUUAGAAACAUUUUUGGGGAUAAAUGUUGAGUAAUAUUUGCCAAUAUUUGCUGGAGAAUUGUGCUGCCAUGCCAAGUAGAGGGCAGCCUAAAUCCUAAAAAUCAAGUGAGAGUUUUAGAUCUUUGUAAAAAUGUGGUGUCUUCACAAAAUGUACAAUUAAAGAUGGUAGAUUUAAAAAGAUGAUUGCUGUCUGUUAAUAUUUUGCAUUCGCCUUUGUUUUAUGGAUUCACUCUCAUUACAAGGACAUUUUACACUGUUGAUUUACUGUUUUUGUAAAUUGAUUGAUUUAAUCUUGACAAAGUUACCAAACUGACAUUAAAAGGAUCAUUUGUUACAAAUCACAUUCUGACACAAACUCUUCUGUGCUUAGUUUUUGUUCAUUUUUAGCCAUGCCAAAUGUUAAUGUUUGAUUACUAUCAAUUUUAAACCCCAAUCUUAGCUUAAAAAAAUCAUAGACCCACAGACUGAAGGCUACUUUGAGUGAAAACAUGUGAAAAGAUCCCCUGUAAUCAGUAUUAUAAACUACUAUAUUUAAGGUUUUAACAGCAUUAAGAACAUAUGGUUAAAUCACAAUGCACAGUUACUGCAUUGACUCACUGUUUCCAAUGUUCAGUGUUAUCACUUAAUUAUCCAGAUCAGCACUAAAAUAAAGUUACUUCAUUAAAUCUGAUGCUGAAAAUUAUUAGUUGGGUUAGUUUACUUAAUACUUUAGAACUAAGGCCCCACUCCUAGUUGGGAUUGACAUAAAUUUGGUAUCUUCCAAAAGCGCUGCACUCAUAAAGCCUCAACUGCAUUAGAACUACAAAGACCAGACUACAAAACAGCCUAGCUAACCCCCUACUGUGCGCGCGGCCAACCCAGCGCCGGUCGACGCUGCAACUCCUAAUAUGGGCACAACACACCAAGAGUUACCGCCUACAUGUAAAAUACGCCUUUUCUAUUGGUCGAGCCUUACGUCGGUCGUGCACGUUCUGAUAGGAUGUUGCUGUGGCUUGCAGAGAACUGUGAACGAGCCGUAACUUCCACAUUCAUACCGGAUUUUUAAUCCCACAGCGGUUUUUUUUUCUGCUGCUAGUUCUUCGGAUGUCCAAGUACAAACUCGUUCUUCUGAGGCAUGGCGAGGGGGCCUGGAACAAGGAGAACCGGUUCUGCAGCUGGGUGGACCAGAAGCUGAGCGCAGAUGGGGUGAAGGAGGCCCAGGACUGCGGCCGGCUCCUGAAGGAGCAGGGUUACAGGUUUGACAUUGUGUUCACCUCCAUCCUGAGCCGCUCCAUCCAGACGGCGUGGCUGGUCCUGGAGGCUAUGGGCCAGGAGUGGGUCCCCGUCGUCAAGUCGUGGAGGCUUAACGAACGCCACUACGGAGCCCUGAUCGGACUCAACCGGGCAGAGAUGGCUCUGCAGCACGGCGAGGAGAAGGUGAAGCUGUGGCGAAGGAGCUUCGACGUCACUCCGCCCCCGAUCGACGAGUCCCACCCGUACUACCUGGAAAUCUACAACGACCGCAGGUAUACCACUUGUGACGUGCCAAAGGAGAACCUUCCCCGAGCUGAGAGCCUGAAGGAGGUUCUGGAAAGGCUGCUGCCGUACUGGAACAGCACUGUGGUCCCAGAAAUAAAGGAAGGGAAGACCGUGCUCGUUUCAGCUCAUGGGAACAGCUGCAGGGCCCUGCUGAAACACCUGGAAGGCGUGUCAGACGAGGAUAUAGCCAACGUGACUUUGCCCACAGGGAUCCCUGUGCUGCUUGAACUGGAUGAAAACCUCCGGCCCGUAAAACCUCGGCAGCUCCUGGGAGACCAGGCUAAGAUUCAGGCUGCCAUUAAAAAGGUGGAAGACCAGGGAAAAGCUAAACCGUCUACUUGAAUACAUCGAACUGUUUAUAAGACUGAACACGGCACUGCUCUGCUUGACUUGAAGAAGCUGUUAGACGGUGGUUGGUGAUAACCACAGUGGACUGGUGUGUUAUGUUUAAAUGAUAGGACUAGGUGUUUUGUGGAGCAGAGAGAUCGGACAGGUUCUCUUGAGACCAGGGAAGAGUUGUACCACGUUACAACACAGCACUGACCUGUGACCUCGCUUUUAUUUAAGUGAAUUACUCCUGCUUCCUGCUUGAAAUGUUGCCUCUUUAUAUUAUUUAUUCACUCAUGAACUUGACUGAUUUUUAGUAAAGUUAUAAAGCUAAGAAAUGUUUCUUAGCCCCUUUUUCCAAAGUAUUUGUGUUUGUUCAUCAAUUUUAUUAUUUAUUUAGAUAUUUAAACACAACUUUAGAUUUAAUUCUACUCCUUGUUUUACAACUUAUUUUGGAUUCUCAGGUUUUUAUUUUAUCAAUAGUUAAUAAGACUUAGCUCAAGUAAACUGUGACCCUGAUGUGUGGUUUAUAGCGGUGCAAUAACUCCAAAUGAACUGAGUGUGAAACUCAGUGGCUUACAAACACUUUGGCACAUUAACCAGCUUAUGUUCUGCACAUGAAGUGGGAAGAAUAAAAAUAAUGCUAAUCAAAUGACCCUAAAGAAAAAAAAAACCAGCUACCUUCCAGGUGGCUGAUGCUAGCACAGAUUUUAUUUUCUAACACUGAUGUGUUUUUUUUAUGUGAAGCUGUGGUUAAGACACGUUACAACCUGUAAGAGUUCUGGCAGAUGUGUUUAUUUUAUGUUGUCUUCAGGUUUGUUUGUUUCUUGUGUCGUGUGCUUCAUGUUGUUUCACAUAACUGUUGAGCUGUACACUGGUUUGUUUGGUCAAUAAAGGAAACAGACAAGUCAAGGAUA